Messenger RNA from Anthonomus grandis grandis, 1705 nucleotides. RefSeq lists its product as uncharacterized. NCBI's taxonomy places the organism in Eukaryota, Metazoa, Arthropoda, Insecta, Coleoptera, Curculionidae. The coding region runs from base 224 to 1618 and encodes 464 amino acids. The transcript is spliced from 2 exons. The record is from RefSeq and is a predicted model, not a curated record.
GGUGAACAUUUUUGUAUCGUGCAACAUCGUACAUCAUCGUGUGCAUGAUGCAUGGUAAUUGUCACCCCUUCAAAAGUUGUUUAUGUUUUGAUUCUUCAUUUUUUUUUUUUUAAACAUUCAAACUGUGACAAAUUAAUGUUUGUAACUAAUUUUUUUUGUCUCAUUGACUACCGCCAACCCAUUCUUUCUGAUUCAUAUGUUCUGUGAAAAGUGAGGCCAUAAGAUGAGUGCUCAAUAUAGCCAGAAACAGGAUACCAUCAAUAAAUCUAUUCUUGAAGCAGCAAAAAAAAAAGAUGCAUCCAAGAACAAUGGUUUAAGGCAAUGUUUUGGUGCAUUGGUAGAUCGUAAGCAAGUAAGCUUAGAAUUGGAUGUACUGAGGUUGAUGAUUCGGAAAGAAAUGGGGAUACAUAUAGAUAAGCUUGAGCCUGAACUAGGGAAUCUUUUACCCUAUUUGCUGGUCUAUUAUAUUAAAAACUGGCCAGGCUGGCAAAAGAGCAAGGAUUAUUAUUCUGGCAAGAUACUCUUCAAGACAUGGUACGAUAAGUUUCACAAGUUUAUUACAUUUAAGUUGAAUGAGUUCAAAUUACUACACUAUCAUGAAAUUGGAUGUAGGCUUUUAACUACCAAAGCUGAACGGAUUAAGAAAAAGUAUAUGUGGGGAGAAAUUGUAGAUAAAAAUACACAGACUGAUAAUUUAGUGCCAAAGAUAAUGGCACCCUUUCAUAUUUCAAUUACAACCAAGCCGAUACUGUUAAACACCAUUGUAUUUAGUGAUAGUGGCAAUGACAUCAUUUUAAAGCAACAUGGUGCUUUAGAAUGGGAUAAGAUGGUAACCGAGUUAUUUACUCUUAAGCAGCUUACUACUUGGCCACAUGUUGAGGUACAUGUAACAACCCCAAUAUUUUCUUUUACUAGAAAAAACUUACCAGAGUUCAAAAGACAUGUUAGUUUGGUGGGAGCUCCAUUGCCUUCAACAAAAACAGAUUUUAUAGACAAUAUAAAAAUUUUAGUGCAAGAUCAACCAAGACAGUGUUAUACCCUAGAUUACCUGACAGACCUUAUGUCAGAAUUUAUUGAAAGUCUAAAAACGUUUUACCAUGCAUCAACUGUGGUUGAUGCCUAUCAAACAGUAAUUAGCGAGUUCUUAGGUGACAUUAACGAAAUUGAGGUAAUCAGAAAUGGAAAAAAAACUAUGGCAAGCAACACCUCAGUUCUUUUUAAUAUUGGCAAGUGUUCCUACUUUCGAAACAAAAAAUUGGCAAAAGGUCAACCAACGAAGCUGGAUGUCAGCUAUACAGAAGUUAUCAUUCCAAGAGUUGAAUUUGCACUUAACAUGAUCGUUGAAGAGCAAACAUUUAAAGCAUACUGUAACAAUUUAAAGAGUGCUAACAUAGAAAAUUCUUUGGAACCAAAAAUGACAUUUGGCUGCAACUAUUGUAAUAAAUAUUUUGAAAAUGGAGGAGGUAUUGCUCAACAUCUAAAAGAAGAACACAAGAUGGAACAAGGGGUACUAUGCACCCAAUGUAAAAAACAAUUUUCAAUUCUUGAUCUGAGCCUUUAUCGCUGGGUACACAUAUGCGUUCCACCUCCACCAAAAUCAAAACCAACACAGAGAUAAUAAAAUGGAUUUUCUUGUGCUUAAAUUUUUUUAUGUUCGACAGAUGCGAUUCUUCCAUUUUUGAUGUAAAUAAAUGAUAUGACUCUG